AUGGCCUUGGCAACUUUCACAAAACCUCUACUCACUGACCUUUUGUCGGAGACUUGUGACUCAGUCCAAGCCAGUUAUGUCCAGCCCGUGUGGGACCGCCCUAAUCUUGUCGACGUGGAGGUCUUCAAUGACUCGAUCCCUCUCAUCGACCUCCAUGGCCUCCUCGGAUCAGACCGGAGCAAGGUCGCCAUGGAUAUAGGCUUGGCUUGCCAAAAUGAUGGCAUCUUUCAGGUCAAGAACCAUGGGAUUCCGAAGCGAGUGAUUGAAGAUAUGCUCCAAGUUUCAAGGGAUUUCUUUGGCUUACCAGAGUCAGAGAGAAUGAGAUGCUACUCUGAUGAUUUUAUGAAAACUACAAGGCUUUCAACAAGUUUCAAUGUCAAGACUGAGAAGGUUAGCAGCUGGAGGGACUACUUAAGGCUCCAUUGCUAUCCCUUGGAGGAUUUUGUUCAUGAGUGGCCAUCUAACCCUUUCAACUUUAGGGAGGUUGUAAGUGAGUACUGUACCAAGGUUAGGGAACUAGCUUUGAGGAUAAUGGAAGCAAUAUCAGAGAGCUUAGGACUUGAAAGAGAGUACUUAAACAAAGCAUUAGGGAGCCAUGGGCAGCAUAUGGCCAUAAACUACUACCCUCCAUGCCCUCAACCUGAGCUCACCUAUGGAUUGCCAGCCCACAAAGAUCCCAAUGUCAUCACUCUUCUUCUUCAAGAUGGGGUCUCUGGCCUCCAAGUGCUCAGGAACGAUAAGUGGGUCGCGGUGGACCCUGAUCCCAAUGCGUUGGUCAUCAACAUCGGAGAUCAAAUACAGGUACUUAGCAAUGGCCGAUAUAAAAGUGUGCUCCACAGAGCCAUUGUGAACAGCAACAGUCAUAGAAUCUCCAUCCCAACUUUCUACUGCCCGUCUCCAGAUGCUGUGAUCAAACCUCCAUGUUCACUUACUGAUGAUGUGCAUCCUGCAGUUUAUCGAAGCUAUUCCUAUUCUGAGUACUAUGAGGAGUUUUGGAACCGAGGUCUCAACUCUGAGAGCUGCCUCGAUAACUUCAGAAUACUGAAAUAA
Asparagus officinalis (garden asparagus) is the source of this 1050-nucleotide messenger RNA. Its product is annotated as protein DMR6-LIKE OXYGENASE 2-like. The coding region runs from base 1 to 1050 and encodes 349 amino acids. The transcript is spliced from 4 exons. NCBI's taxonomy places the organism in Eukaryota, Viridiplantae, Streptophyta, Magnoliopsida, Asparagales, Asparagaceae. The record is from RefSeq and is a predicted model, not a curated record.